Messenger RNA from Penicillium psychrosexuale, 255 nucleotides. RefSeq lists its product as uncharacterized. The transcript has 2 exons. Bases 1 to 255 code for a protein of 84 amino acids. The record is from RefSeq and is a predicted model, not a curated record. NCBI's taxonomy places the organism in Eukaryota, Fungi, Ascomycota, Eurotiomycetes, Eurotiales, Aspergillaceae.
AUGACGGUUGCUGUUGGCAGCAAGGCGCCGUUGAUUCUUCAAAUUCCGCAGCUUGCCCAUCUGAGUCUUUUAUUUUUCUUCCACCCGGCCUAUCCUCUUCCCCGCAUUUUUGGUUUACUUGACCACCUCCCUUUUUUGACCGCGUUGUUGUUCUAUUCUGCGUUUGUUUGCACAGAUCCCGUGAGUUCGAACUGCAACUACCCGUUCCCCUCCACAGGUCUUCAUGCACUUCAUCUGCUAACAAGAUGUACCUAG